Vigna unguiculata (cowpea) is the source of this 1085-nucleotide messenger RNA. RefSeq lists its product as uncharacterized. Lineage: Eukaryota; Viridiplantae; Streptophyta; Magnoliopsida; Fabales; Fabaceae. The record is from RefSeq and is a predicted model, not a curated record.
GAGUUGAAAUCAUGUUUGAAUCAGUGGCAACUAUUUAUCCGCCAUUGAUUUUGAACGCGUCACUUAACUUCCAUUAUCUUAUCGUGCGUUUUGCUUUUGCUUCUUAUUAAAUCAUCUUCUUUUCCCAAUCCUUCGAAUUGGAUCAUCAAUCUUCACAAAGACGUAACCCUAAACCAGAACCGUUUUCGCUUUUUCCCGUUUUCUUCCACGCUUGCUUCCUUCUCCGGCCAUCUUCGCUGAUGGCGUCGUCUAAGGGCAUUGCUUGCGGCGGAAACUUCCACGUCGCAGCUAACUUCGGAAUCCAGAGCCGGAGCGGUCUGGCCAUGCAACCACCGUGCUCCGUUGCGAUCGGGCGGUCGACGGCGAGGGCGGGGAGGAUCUCGGCGGCGUUGGCGACUGAACGGGCGAGUGUGACGAAGGUGGAGCUUCCCGGGAAGCGGAAGGCAGGAGCGAACGACGCCGUUGAGGGACAGGAGAGGCUGGACAGGUGGAUGAAGGAGUCGGUGGUGGAGAUUGUGAAGAAUUUGAGAGAAGCGCCAUUGCUGGUGCAGGUUUACCCCAAAUUAGGAGCGGAGGCGGCCACGACGACGGAGAAGAGGGUGUUGGUGGAGGACUGGCCGGCGGUGAAGGAAAGAUGGGAGAAGGGUGAGUCGCCGAUGCCGGAGGGAGUGAUAUUCGUGGAGGAGUUGGAGGGCGAUGAGGCGGAGGAGGGCCGGGGAGAGAGGACGACGAGGGCGUGGGGGGUGGUGGUUCAGGGGAAGGGCGUCGGAUGCGGGCCGGUUUGCUAUUUACUAAAGACGUGUCGGGUCGGGUCGGGCCCCGGUAAUGGGAUGGGGAUUUGUUCGACCCAUUUUUGCUUGGUGAAAGUGAAUGAGUUGAGGGAAACGGUGCAGUCGCAGCUGAAGAAUUGUUGGCUUUUGCAGAGUGAGUGGAAGUGAUGAAAUUGAGUGAAAGUGUACAUUUGUUUCUUAUUGAAUAAUUUUUUGUUGCCACAGUUCCACUGUGAUUCUGUACAGACUGAAUACUACCUUUUAGGAUUUUUCAUCAGCUUUUACUCCUUUUUUAUUAUUAUCUCUUCUUCAUUU